AUGUGGGGUUUCGGCAGGCAUAGGGAGGUAGCCAGGUCUGCCAGGGUUGCGAGGCGCCACAACGCCACUGUCGAUUUCCGACUUCAAGGGGCAUGUGCUCUCCAUGAACUAUUAUUUUGCUCAUGUGCCAUAAAGACCCCUAUUCAGACCCUGAUCCCAUGUUGCAGUGGACCAGGGCAGGGCUGGAGGCCUACCGACAUCUCCAAAGAGGUGCUUCAGACGUCAUUGUCAACAAGGACGCAAGACGAUGAAAGUUGA
Messenger RNA from Pochonia chlamydosporia 170, 258 nucleotides. RefSeq lists its product as hypothetical. The transcript has a single exon. Lineage: Eukaryota; Fungi; Ascomycota; Sordariomycetes; Hypocreales; Clavicipitaceae. The coding region runs from base 1 to 258 and encodes 85 amino acids. The record is from RefSeq and is a predicted model, not a curated record.